Messenger RNA from Diorhabda carinulata, 1066 nucleotides. Its product is annotated as tRNA-splicing endonuclease subunit Sen54-like. The record is from RefSeq and is a predicted model, not a curated record. The coding region runs from base 75 to 1004 and encodes 309 amino acids. NCBI's taxonomy places the organism in Eukaryota, Metazoa, Arthropoda, Insecta, Coleoptera, Chrysomelidae. Gene Ontology annotation, cellular component: tRNA-intron endonuclease complex. The transcript has 5 exons. Gene Ontology annotation, biological process: tRNA-type intron splice site recognition and cleavage.
AACUAUAAUAAUAAAAUAGAAGAAGAAGUAGGUUUGGAAUUUAAAACAAAAUAAAUGUUUAAUUUUAAAAUAAUAUGGAUGAAGAAGUGAAAGAUAUUAUAAAAUGUCAUAGAAAUCCACUAACUAAAGUAGAUCUAAUUGGACCGAAGCUAUUUUCUAAAGAUUCCUCUUUACAAACUCGAAAUCUUAUUUCAAAAAAUUUGGAAAGUUUGGAAAAUGCUUUGAGAAAUAGAAAAGUUGAAAAAAGAUGUUCUAGAGCACAAGCUGAAUGGGACGAAUCAUUGAAUUUAGCAAAAGUAAAUAAAGUAGUGAAGGGUUUAUUAGAAAAUUUUGGAUAUCAGAAUAAACACGGAAUUUACAUGUAUCCAGAGGAGAUGCUAUAUUUAGUUGAAACCAAUCGAAUGGAAGUGUCUGUAAACAAAGUUCCUUUAACGGUACAAGAAUGUUUCAAUAUAGUUUUAAAUUCGCCAGAAAUGCAAUUAAUAAAAUAUAGAGUGUACAAAAAAUUGAUUCAUCUAGGAUAUAAAGUAUUUAGAUACAGUGAAUUUGUUAGAAAAUUUGAAAAAAUUGAAAAUAAAGAAACAAUUACGCAAAAAUGCGGAUUUAUCACUAAUAAUGAACAACAAAAACGUCAAUUUCACGAUCCCAAAGAGGAAACAAACCAUAAAAAAGUUUGUGUAGACCAUGAUAGACCUGACGCGAUUACACUUAAAAAUAAAUGUAUCGAAAAUAUGUAUGGAAGGCUAAAACAAAUCGCCCCUCAAAAAUAUGUGCCAGGCAAUAAAACUGGUAUAGAUCCAGAUUACUGCGUUUUUCAAUCGAAAAAUCCUAGUAAAACAGAUUUGUAUUUCAAUGUGUACAUUUGUGAAACCAAUAUACUCGAUCACGUGGAAUAUUUUUCAAAACAUCCAAGUUUAUAUGUUAUAUGCAGUGGAGAUAACAUUUCUCUUUAUAAAAUGGGAGUAGUAAACAUACCUACCAUACAAUUGAAUUUGGACGACUAAAAUGAAAUAUUUUCGCUUUUGUAUCGUAAAAUGGGGAGAAAAUAAAUAAAUAUUUUGAAAAC